This is a messenger RNA of Myripristis murdjan (pinecone soldierfish), 2953 nucleotides long. RefSeq names its product cold shock domain containing C2, RNA binding b (gene csdc2b). The transcript has 4 exons. Gene Ontology annotation, biological process: regulation of mRNA stability. Gene Ontology annotation, cellular component: cytoplasm. The record is from RefSeq and is a predicted model, not a curated record. Lineage: Eukaryota; Metazoa; Chordata; Actinopteri; Holocentriformes; Holocentridae. Bases 420 to 887 code for a protein of 155 amino acids. Gene Ontology annotation, molecular function: mRNA 3'-UTR binding.
CACACACACACAGAGUCGCAUCACGCCAUAGGAAUCUCCGCCAGCUGCGCAGAAUCACCAGCCCUCUCACAUCAGGGUUUUCCGUCGCUCUCCGCGGAUUUACGGGACUUAUUUAUUUAAUUACACGUUAUAUAAUACACACCGACAAAAAAACACACACUGCUCGUCCUCAACCUACUAACGCGCCCAAUGCACAAGACCUCCUGACGGACUUGAAACGACAGCGGUGACCUGGAUAAUCGCUCGCCCCUGACACGGACGCAGGCCUUGUGAAAAGACAGGCUCGCGCUCACACACACUCCAAAAACAGACAGGCGGCAGUGUCAGCAGCUCAUCAGCAAUCUGCAGCACCGCCGAGAGGUCUCCGUCGGCCUGCAACGCUCUCUUCCUCCUCCUCCUCCUCCUCCUCUCCCAGCUCCAUGGCGGACCCUGGCCUCACGUCGCCCUCGGAGACCCCACUCCGCUCUCCCAACACCCCGCUCUCCCUCUCCUUCCCCUUCCUGAGGGAGGGGAGCCGGGUGUGGGAGGAAGGGGGAGAGCCGCCGCGGCCCAGGGAGCUGCCCAGCCCGCUGCCCACCAAACGCACCCGCACCUACUCAGCCACGGUGCGUGCUCACUCAGGCCCGGUGUUUAAGGGUGUGUGCAAGAACUUCUCCAGGUCGCAGGGUCACGGCUUCAUCCGCCCCUCCCACGGCGGGGAGGACAUCUUUGUUCACAUCUCAGACAUCGAGGGGGAGUACGUCCCGGUCGAGGGCGACGAGGUCACGUACAAAGUGUGCCGAGUUCCUCCCAAGAACCUGAAGGUGCAGGCAGUGGAGGUGAAAAUCACACAUCUCAACCCAGGGACGAAACACGAGACCUGGUCCGGUCAGAUCAUCAGCUCCUAGGCCUGAGCUGCAGGCCUGCUGGGUCACGCGGGGCAGAGGGGCACGGAGGGGUUUGGGCACGGAGCGGUUGAGGGUUUGGGGGAUUUACAUUCUGUCCUCCAAUCCUUUUUAUGUCUACCUUGAGUUUUACCUACACAGCAAAGCUUCCAGUAGCAAGUUAUAUUUUCAGCCACAAUAAUUUGGAGGUGGAGAGCGCUGUUUGUCCACACACAGCGCCGACAUUUCUCUGGGGCCUCGUUUUAAAACGAUCUGAAAGUGUAAAAUCAACCCUGAUGGGUGUGGAUUUGUGUAAACACUGGAACAGUAUUGAUUUUUAAGCUCUGGGAAUUCAGCUAUAGCCCUGAGGAUUUUGCUGUGUAUGUGGAACUAAAUAAUUCAUUUUCUUUACUUUGCUGUCACAUUAGGAGAAAAGUUUUUUUUUUUUUUUUUUUUCCCCACAUUUUGACAGCGGUGAAAGAAAUCAGUCUCACAUUAAUGGGAGGAAAAAGUUUAGAUUUGAGAUGGGAAUGUGUGUCCAGCCAGAGACCAGGUCGGGGUGAGCUGAUGGUUUUCCUGGAGAUCGGCCCUACAACAGACGGACAGCAGGACACAAACUGUCAGGCCGUUGUGGUGCAGUUCUCCAAAGCGAGAUGGGACUGGGCAGCGUAUGUGCAAGGAUGAGAGGCCGAGAGGCACAGCACUGAGUUCAGUUUCUCUUCCCUUCUUCUCAGAGUCACUGUGCACUUGCUCGCCCCACCCAAACAGAUUUGAAAGAUCAGGGCCGGGGUGCAGGCACGGGUCAGACGAGCUGUGACCUUAAAUCUCCACUCCAGUGUCUCUACACUGAGUGCACACUUUGGGAAGACGGGUUGAAAAUCAGAAUUCAGUAAGAGAUGACGGAUGUGAAAGCAAGUAGCAGAGGGAAUCAAGGUGGAAGAGAUUUGGAAGAGAUUUGACUGAUGGUGAAAGUAGGAUGUGCAGCGAAAAUGUGGCAUGUUGACAAUCCUUACAGCAGUGAUUUUGCAUUGAGGAACCCAAAUAUCAUAUAUUAAAACAAUAUCUCCCCACUAAAAGUUACUUUUUGUCUUUGACAAAACGUCUCAUGACCCACUUUUGGGUUUCAGCCCCGCCAGUUUAGAAACAUGACCUCAGAGGACAAAAAGGAGAAGGAACAGUUUUCAAAGAGAUGGUGAUGGCAAUGUGAUGAAGGUUAGAGGGAUUGAAAGUGAGAAAAGCAGAAGGAAAUCUAUGACGAAAAAAAACAAGCAUGAAGAAAGACUGGAAUUGGAGCAGACAAAACACAAGAUACCUAGCAUGGACGUUUAAAAUAAUAAUAAUAAUAAUAAUAAAAAAAAAAUAUAUAUAUAUUUUACUGUGAAUGGAAAAGCGAUUUGGAGUAUUUUCCUGAAAAAUGCAUUACCUUGUUUGUAUGUUCUUGUUUUCAUUUAUUUAUUGAAUUUAUUUAUUCGAUGCUUUGUUUAGAUUUGUAUGUGUCUUGAGAUUGCUACCUGUGCACUAUGUUUUAGGGCGACGUAGUCAAAAUGUGCACUUAAUUUGAAAUCCUACCGAGUAAAAACUGCCACAGACUCCCAGACUUCACUAUCAGGGUUUACUCAAUAUGUUGUCCUGUUUGACAAUUCCAGCUUCAAAAGGGUUCGAGCCAUGAAUUGCUAAAAAAAAAAAAAAAAUAAAUAAAUCUCUUUCUAAAUCUCUUUUUCUAUCGUUAGAGAAUCUAUAUAACUGUGUGAUCUAUUGAGAAUAAUUAAUGUGAUGGUGGACUACACAAUUUCAUAGUCGAUGCCAAUAGAAUUCAUUGUCACUGAAACGUUAUUUGUAGUUUUUCCAUGUCUGCCCGGUAUAUAUUUUACUGUAUGUCAGUUUAUAAUAUAUUUAUUCCAUAAAGUCUCUAUGCAUCUUGCCUAUGUGUCAACUUCACUGCCUGGAUUUGUUCAGCAUUAAGAGUUUGUGUUCGGUUUUCCCAUCAAAGGGCACUUCUUUCUGUUGACAAGCCAUCGUGGCGGUGAUCACCAUUAUUACUUACAUUAUGUUGAGCCUUGAAAGAACAUUAAAGCAUUUUAUGAUUCACA